AUGGAAUCCACGACUUUAACGGACCAGCAGAAUUCAUACAAUGAAUCGGACCUAACUUCUCUUGUUCCGGCUGAUGAGAAGCUUGCAGACUCAAAUUUCUUGUUAGAUAGCAACGGCCUCGCGGCGGAAAAUGAUUAUUUGUCUUCGGAACUACCAUCAGCUCAUUUCAGCGGCAUCAACUACGAGAGCUUCUUUUCAGGCGACGAAUCUUACAGAUCAGAAUUUGGUCCACUAACGGGAGAUGAGAAGUAUGAUCAUUACAAUAUACAAGAGGAGAUAUCCUCUGACUACGAGAAGUCUCACUCGCCGAUUGGCCUUGCUGUACUUAAGUGCAAAAGCGUGGCUAGCGCGGAAGAUAUUGCUUCAUUAAUACCACAGACACUCGUUAGCGCCAAUUUUGAUGCUGAUACUACUGGACUACAGAAUGGCUACAAUUUUGAGGUGGACACAAAUCCAAUCAUUAACAGUGGCAGUGUAGGAUUCACGCAUCACAGUGUGAGCUCCAUUUCUUCAGCAUCGUCGACCAAGCCAUCUGCAAGUGGAUAUCAAAUGUCAAAUUUCCAAAAGCCUUCGACGCCAGCAGAAGCAGACUUGCUUCUGUAUUACAUGGAAGAUGUUUGCGAGAAGCAAUUCUUGGUGCUUACAAAGGCGGACAGAGGAUCGCUGUACAUGGCUAUUACAAAAUUUGAGCUUCCAUACUGGGCAACACUCGGUCUUGCAUGUUAUUGCAAAGGUUCAGUUGAUUCACUAGAGAUGGCUCAUUUUUACACCAAUCUAGCUAUUUUGGAGUUGCGAAAAACAUUUCUUCUCCUAGAAUAUGAGGAGCAAUCUUUUUCGCAGGUCCUGCUGUGUUGUUUUUCGAUUAUACAACUGAUGUUUCUCGAGAAACUUAGUGGAAAUCACGAGGCUUGUAAGAUGCAUUUGGACGCCGCAUGCAACUUGCUAGCGAACUUGAAGAGAAACAGGAGCAUGGAUGGGCUCUCUGACACAGAUCCCGUCAAUUCAACUAUGUUGCAUCUGACUGUCGGUACCUUGCGAUGGUUCGACGUACUUCUGAGCUGCUCGCUACAUUCCUUGCCGACUACAUCAGCGCAACUUCCUGAUCUUCUCCAGGUAAACAACCAUACAACAAAACUUUCCGAUGGAUUCGCCUGUCAGAGUUUAGUCUUGUCAGCUUUAAUUGAAAGUCUUGAACUAGAUCAUUGGAAAGCAGCUGCUGCCACUCAAGGCCGCUUAAGCGUGGGCGAACUGGUAAACCGUGCGUCUGCAAUCGAAAGGAACAUAGCGUCUGCUCAGAGUCUUGUGGAGCAAUCUGAAGAAAAAAUAUCGGCGAGCAUUGAUAAAAGUUGUGGCAACGAACUCUUCCCAAAAGUCAUGAACAUUUUCAUCGCGAUAACUCGGGUAUAUCUUCAAGUAAUUGUUUCUGGGUCAUAUCGACAGGUGGCAGAAAUCGAACAGGCAGUCUCCAACACCAUCACUCUGUUCAAGCAGUUAUCAAGCACUGAAAUAUCAACUUAUCUUGUGUGGCCUUUCUGCUUCGUUGGUUGUCUAACAACAGGCAGUGAUAGAGAGAUAGUAACUAGCUUGGCAGAAAACGUUACUUCACAAGUGGCUGGUUCUUCAAAUUUGAAAUCUGCAUACGCCGUUGUGAAGGAAUGCUGGAGGUUGCUAGACGAGGAAGUCAUGCUAGAUCCGGACUGGUCGUCAGCCAUGAAAAGCCUUGCAUGCCCAAUGACAUUAUUGUAG
Messenger RNA from Glarea lozoyensis ATCC 20868, 1746 nucleotides. RefSeq lists its product as uncharacterized. Gene Ontology annotation, cellular component: nucleus. The transcript is spliced from 3 exons. Gene Ontology annotation, biological process: positive regulation of transcription by RNA polymerase II. Bases 1 to 1746 code for a protein of 581 amino acids. The record is from RefSeq and is a predicted model, not a curated record. Gene Ontology annotation, molecular function: DNA-binding transcription factor activity; transcription cis-regulatory region binding. NCBI's taxonomy places the organism in Eukaryota, Fungi, Ascomycota, Leotiomycetes, Helotiales, Helotiaceae.